CUCCCGAUUGCCAGCUUCAGCCACACCCGUUUAACCCCUCUGCCUCCGCCGCCUCGUUUUCCAUUCAUUAGAUGGACAGCAACCCCCUCUCGCGCCGAGCGUCGUCGGCAGAGUCGCACACCCCCUCCACCACAACCGCGAACGCCUCCACGCGGCACAUCCUCGCGGGCAUGCACCCUGAGCCGUCCAUGUCGCUCCCGAAGCUCGAGCCGCCCGCGCUGGCGUCCCCAGGCUCGGGCGGCAACCUCGGCGCGAACUACAUCCCGUCCAAGUUUUCAGAGAUCGCGGGCAUCAAGCGGCGCAAGGGCAAGGGCGCGCCGCAUGUGACGAAGCGCGGGGGCGGGCGCGAGGCGUUCAGGGCGGACGAGGCGCGCAUGCCCGGCGCGGGCGACGAGGACUACGACGGCGUCGGCGGUGGCUGGCUGGGCGGGCAGGGCGCCGGCCGGAAAAUGCGCUGGAACAAGUUCAAGUGGACUCUGUUCUUCGGGAACCUCUUGCUGUCUAUCUACUCGCUCGUCGGCCUCAUCUUCUGCCUGCUCACCUGGUUCGCGGUGUGGACGCACUCGGACAUUGUGCGCGUCGGCGACCGGACGGAGCUCGUGCUCUCCACGCUCGCCGCGACGCUCGGGAUCGUGACCUCGCUCAUCGGGUGGGCGGGCAUCCUGCUCAACGACCGCGCGUUCCUCGCGUGGUACACGUUCCUGCUCUGGGUGUGCUUCGCGCUGCUCGUCACGCCCGGGUACGUCGCGUACAAGCGCAAGACAUUCAACCUCGAGGGGAAGACGAACGCGCAGUGGUCGCGCGCGCUGGGCACGGAGGGGCGGCUGCGGAUCCAGAACCAGCUCGGCUGCUGCGGGUACUUCAGCCCGUUCAUCGAGGCGACGGUGAGCCAGGCGUGCUAUGCGCGGAGCAUACUGCCCGGGUGCAAGGGCCCGUACAUGCGCUUCCAGAGGAAGGUGCUCGAGCGGUGGUACACGGUCGCGUUUGCGCUCGUGCCGCUGCACAUCGCGGUGAUGGUCAUCGGCCUGCUGUGCUCGAACCACGUCACGUACCGCUUCGGCAAGGGCAUGAUGCCCAAGGCGUACCGGCUCAACCUCGACACGAUGGCGGUCAUCAUGGAUCAGUAUGCAAAUCAGCUGGCGGAGCAGUACGGACCGGACGUCGCGUCGGAGAUCAUCUCCCGCUCGCGCUCGAACCUGCAGCUGGACGCGAUGCCCACCGUCGGGUACACGAGCGGCAACGACAGCGGCAAGUACGACCGGCUGCGCAACCGGUGAUAUCCCCGUCUUCCUGGAACGCGCUUUCUCGCGCCCGAGUCGUUCGUCCCGUAUAUUAUAUAAUUUCGUACAGUAGUUUCACUCCUUAGUCCCCCCCUCCCCCGUCCCACCCAUCGAUACCCC
This is a messenger RNA of Gloeophyllum trabeum ATCC 11539, 1400 nucleotides long. RefSeq names its product tetraspanin Tsp2 family. Bases 72 to 1277 code for a protein of 401 amino acids. The transcript is spliced from 4 exons. Lineage: Eukaryota; Fungi; Basidiomycota; Agaricomycetes; Gloeophyllales; Gloeophyllaceae. The record is from RefSeq and is a predicted model, not a curated record. Gene Ontology annotation, cellular component: membrane.